AUGUCCCGAGCUGUAAAAACACCUGUAAAUCAAAUCUUACACACCAACGUUGCUGUGGUGAGGAUGAAAAUUCAAAAAGCAGUUUUUGAAAUUGCUUGUUAUAAAAACAGUGUCGUUUCAUGGAGAAAGGGAAUUGAAAAGGAUUUGUCAGAAGUUGUUCAAAUUGAUACAGUUUUUACAAAUGUUUCUAAAGGAGAAGCUGCAAAGAAGACUGAUCUUCAAAAGUAUUUUGGAACUAGUGAUACAAAGGAAGUUUGUAAAAAGAUUUUACAAGAUGGUGAAUUACAAGUGAGUACUAAGGAAAGAGAGGAAAUGUACGAAUCAAUGUUUAAGGAUAUAGUUACAAUUAUUACGAAUAAGUGUAUAAAUCCUGAUACACAAAGACCAUAUCCUGGAGGAGUUAUUGAAAGAGCUCUGAAAGAACAAAUUCACUUUUCUGUAAAACCAAGCAAGAGUACUAAACAACAAGCUUUGGAGGCCAUCUCAAAGUUAAAGAGGAAAAUUCCAAUUGAAAAGGCCCAUAUGCGUGUAAAGUUGACACUAAGUGGCAAGGAAAAUAUUAAAAAAUUGAGACAACUCUUCAAGACUGCCAAUAAGGAAGAAGAACAAGUUAAAUUUGAACAAGACGAUUAUUCACCAGAGACUGAAACUGCAAACAUUAUUUGUAGAAUUGAUCCAGGUCUCUAUCGUCACAUUUUUGAUAUUGUUGAUGAAGAAGAUGGAGAAGUUCAAGUUUUGGAUACAACUGUCUCUGAGGAAGGUGAUACAACCAUUGAUGAAUUGGAUGAUAAGCAAGAUGAAUCUGAAAAGAAACCAAUUCACCAUUCUACAGUGGAAAAUUCUGACAAUGAGGAAGAAGAGGAAACAUCAAAGAAGAGCAAGAAAAAGUCUGAAGAUUCCAAGAAGAAACCAACCAAAAAGAACAAAAAGUCCAACAAGAAUGAAAGUGAUGAUGAAAAGCCAGAAAAAACCACCACUACUAAGGAUGAAAGUGACGAAGAGCAAUUAAUCUCAAGUUCCAACAAGAAACAAUCCAAAAAGGAAAAGAAGAAGGCCAAGAAGAAGCAAACUCAACAAGAUGAUUCUGAUGAUGAAGCUGCUGCCACCAUUGAAGACGAUGAAGAGGAAGAGAAACCAAAAAAGACAGCUGCUAAGAAAGCACCAACAUCCAAUAAGAAGGCCUCUUCUCAUUCAGAUGAAGAUCAAGAACCAUCAUCCAAUGUAAAUAAUGAUUCAGAUGAAGAAUUAGUCCAAACCUCCUCCAAUAAGAAACAAUCUAAAAAGGAAAAGAAGAAGGCAAAGAAAUUCGCCAAACAAUCAAGUACCUCAACACAAGAAGACGAUGAGCAAGACGACGAAUAAACAUGUUUAAAUUCUACUC
Naegleria gruberi is the source of this 1381-nucleotide messenger RNA. RefSeq names its product Shwachman-Bodian-Diamond syndrome protein. The coding region runs from base 1 to 1362 and encodes 453 amino acids. Lineage: Eukaryota; Heterolobosea; Eutetramitea; Acrasida; Naegleriidae. Gene Ontology annotation, biological process: ribosome biogenesis; cytosolic ribosome assembly. The record is from RefSeq and is a predicted model, not a curated record. The transcript has a single exon.